CACCGGAAGUGGAGGUAAAAACCAAGAUGGAGCAGACUGUGAACUCGUUGGAGUCAAUGUUCCAGAAAGCAGAAUCAGAUUUAACUUAUUUAUCAAGGAAGAUAGACUUUGAGCUCGGACAGAAAAACAAGGCAAACCCUGCUCAGUUAAUUGAAAAGAUAUCAGAAAUCAAAAAGGAAUAUGGAGAUUUGGUAAAGGAAGCAGCAUCUAUACAGGAGGCACAAAAGGAGGCUGUGGAGUACUUCAGAACACAGUUGAUGGCAGCAUGUCAAUUACUUCAAGCAUUGCAACAACAGACUGGAAAGCAGGAUGGUGAAAGGCCAGAGGAGCUUGAUAGAUUGGAAGCCAUUCUGGGUAUCAAACUACCAAGUAGUGCAGACAAGCCCCAGGCUGAUGGGGACCACAACACGGAAGAGGAAUCAACCAGCACUGGUAUACCCAACACAGCUCCCGAAGUACCUGAGGAACUCUCAAAACCAGCAGUUUGCACAAUUCCAGAACCACAGUUGUCUCCCUCGUCACGGCGUGCUGAUUCCUCCGAGUGUUUAGAUAUAACACAGGAGGAGUUUGAAUCUGUGUCUGAACUAAUCCGAGGCAGGUGUAAACUAGCGGACAUCAAUACUGUAUAUCGUAUACUCUGGAGGCAUUUCAAAGAAGAAAACAACAGUAAAGCACUUAAUCCAGGAGAGAUGUUCAAAAUGGGAUUGAAGGUAUCUGGUAACACAGGAGAGGCAAAACUAAAGGUUCUGCGGGCAUUGAAACUCUGCACCAUAUCAGCAAACAAAGAAGUCAAACUAGUGUAAACAGUUGGACCGAUGUUGGCCACUUGUAAUAAAUAUCAGCAAUCUCAAAUCUGUGAGAAUUCAGGUUUCUGUCAAUAUUCUUUGAUCUAGAAGGUUCAUCUCUGAUUGCAAAAGAUUUGUGCAAUGUCUGUCGUAAACAGUUUUACAACAAAACUGCAAUAGCAUAGUGAACUGCUAAUGAGAAAAGAAUCUUGUUCGAGAUGUUUCGUAGCACUAACAUUCUAAUUACUGUUUUACUUUGGAACCUUGUUUGCAUAUUGGUUCCAAUGAGGUGUUUUUUAUCUGGAAUUACACAUUUUCCAAUGUAGGAAAUUUUGUAAUGAUAUUUGAAAAACAGACCAUUCACCAUAACAAGCAUCCUGCUUGCAGUGUUACUGGAAUAGUUUUGUGCCAUAAAUGCAGACAUUUCCAUAGAAUGCUGAUCGACAGGGCCUUCCCUAACCAGGUGCCACUUUUAACAGUUUAUUAACUUAUUCACCCCUGAAAUUUCAUAAUGAAGUAUUCCAACUUUUGAAUUGGAAGGGUUCAAAUGUGUCUUCAGGGGUGAAUGAGUAAAUGUAAAUACUACAACACUAGUAGCAAUAACUAUCCUAACUGUUAGACUUCAAUUGGCAAGAAACUCAGAAUUUUCAGUUAGCAAAACAUCUGUCGGAAAUUCCGAGUAUUAAUCACUAAACUGUCACAACUUGCAAUAAAGUGACAGCAUUAGACAUUGUCAAUUCAAAAUCUAUGGAUAUUGGACUGUUGCUGAUUUUUCCACAGGAGUCAAUUACCAGUGUUAACUGAAUAGAAGGGUUACAUCUGUAUAGAAUUGCUAUUAAUUUUACAUACAUUGUAAUGUUCUUAUACUCUGACUUUGUAUAUAUUUUUUUAUGUAUUUUGUUUAUAAAUACACUGUUGAUAUUGUACAUUACAUUUUUAAGUGUUUGUGGUUUAGUACUGUAUAUAACAAACGAAAUCGGUAUUAUUUGGUUAUUAGAAAGACAAGCCAUUUGUUAUGUUGAGUGAGGUGAGGUUUUGUUCAGCUUAAAUUUCAUAUACUGGAAGAUGUAUGUAGUAAAAAGAGACAGAAAAAGAAAUAAAUGAUGC
Molecule: messenger RNA, 1892 nt
Organism: Mizuhopecten yessoensis (Yesso scallop)
Lineage: Eukaryota; Metazoa; Mollusca; Bivalvia; Pectinida; Pectinidae
Product: spindle and kinetochore-associated protein 2-like
Exons: 9
Coding region: 27-803 (258 amino acids)
Biological process (GO): cell division; chromosome segregation; mitotic cell cycle
Cellular component (GO): outer kinetochore; spindle microtubule
Molecular function (GO): microtubule binding
Source: RefSeq, a predicted model, not a curated record